This is a messenger RNA of Diatraea saccharalis (sugarcane borer), 2349 nucleotides long. Lineage: Eukaryota; Metazoa; Arthropoda; Insecta; Lepidoptera; Crambidae. The record is from the annotation of a GenBank genome assembly.
ACAAGACUAGAUCUCAGAUCACUGAUCUGUGAUUUAGUAAAACAAACAAAGAAUUACUCCAAAUUACUCUUAUUUUUUAUUACAAAACACGGGUACAAAAAAUAAAAAUCCACAAAGGUAACGCUAUUAAUUAAAAAUAAGAAGAUAUUAAAUAAGAACAAGAACUAAACCUUAAAAAUGUAAAUAGUGAUAUAAACAAUCUGAUAGUGAUUUAAGGACAGUUUACAAAAUUUAGUAAACUUAUCAUGAAUUCCUGGGGUAACGAAUAUGGGGUGCGGAAUCAGUUUAAUAUGCCGUCUACGACACCAAUCUUGCCAAAUAUGGUAUCACCACUUGUUCCACCAAUGAGUAUGAUAUCAGAAAUUGCACAGUUUAACCAAAAUCCUCCUUCAGAGAUAGUAAUCGGACCCGUUAUAUCUGACACUACCAGUAACAAUUCUAACGACGUCCAAAUUGUGGAAGACACUCUAGAAGAAAAGAGAGCACAAUCAAUAGAAGAUUCUCCUGAAUCAGGAAGAAAUCACAGAUCAAGAUAUAGCAGAAGAGAUCGUUAUAGAGAUCGUUCACGACGACGGUCGAGGUCUCGUGAUAGGUAUUCUAGAAGGGAUAGGAGCAAAAGCAGAAGUCGUGAUCGUAGCAAUAGACAUAGCUCAAGAAAUGAGAGGAAACAUGAUAGAUCAUCAAAGUGGGAGAAAAAUGAUGACAAUCAAGUAAUUGCUAUGAAUAACUUACAAAUGAUGACAGGUAUGAUGCCAGUGAUGAUGAAUCAUAAUAUGAUGACCCUCAAUAUGAUGGGGCAACAACAGCCAAUUGACAUAGGUAAUAUGCCUAAUAGGAAUCUGAUGCCAAUGAUGCCUGAUAUGAAUAUGAUUCCAAACAUCAUGGAGUCCAACAUGAUGAUGAGUCAACAAAUGAGAAACCAGCCAGUGGUCUUUUCUACUGGAGUACUGUUACCGCCUAUACCUGGCAUAUCAUUACCAAAUAGAAGAGAGAAACCCCUCGGUUGUCGUAGUAUAUUUGUUGGUGGAUUGCCUAAUGGGAUCAGUGAAAAUAAUAUCACUGAAAUAUUUCAAAGAUUCGGCCUCAUCAACAAUGUUAAAUUGCAUCGGCAGGGAGUAUGCCACGUGCGGUUCAAUAAUCACCAGAGCGUGGAGCAGUCUUUCUUACUGUCAGGAUACAGGUUCAAACUUCAUGAGCAAACUGAAAAAGAAGCUACUACAAUUUUCGUCGAUUAUGCAUUGAAUCGCGAUGACCAAGAUGAGUAUGAGAAAAAUAAAUACCGACGUCGUCCCACACCUCCACGUAUUGAACCAUUUACUCCGGCGAGCCUUAACAAAAUAACAGAAAAGAUUAAAAACGACGAGGAUUUCUAUGAAGUUGCGCCUACAUUACUUUGGUGGCUGGAUCAUGGAGAAUGUACUAAAAAGUAUGCGAACACAUUUUACUCCUUAAUACAAGCUGCAAAUAAUCAAGUACGCAGAUUGUUUAAUGACAAGAUGCAAGUGGAUGAAGAGUUUCACACUGUGAAGAAUACAGUAAAAGAAAAAUAUUUGAAUAUCAUUUCACAAUUCGAGCAGGUCGCAAAGAUUCUGACUGCGGCGAAACAUCAGCGUGUGUCCGAUCUCUUGACGAAACAGCAGCGACGCAACAUAGACAUGUGGGUGAAAAUGACUGAGGAGGUCGAUAAUAUAAAGGAAGAAUAUGAUCUCUACUUCGAAGAUGAAGAAAUCGAAAAAGUUGGCAACAACGUUGUACCUUUAGAGAAGUACGAAGCGUUAAAGAAAGAGAACGAAAAUUUGAUUUUCGAAUUGGAAGGGUACAAGAAUGAAGCGCAUCUCGCUAAAGAUGAGGCUGAGAGAAAGUUCGAGAAGUUCAAAGCGCACUUCAUCGCUCAGCAAGCCCUUCAGAAUCCGAAACAGGUGUAUCCGCCGCUCCCGCCACCGCCAAUGCCGCCAAUCAUCGAAUCUAUCAACGUACCGAAACCUGAGCCUCCUCCUCCAACGCCAGAUGACAUAAAACUAUCGUACUCUGAUGCCAAACUCAUCAGUGUGCUAACAGCCUUCCUGUUAGUGCAUCCUCUGGGCGCAACGUUGGAUUAUAUAGUGUCAUAUGUGAGGUCUAUGAUACCAGGAGUCACUCAUGACGCAGUGAAUUCAGUUUUGCAAAAUUAUACUGAUAUCUUUCGGCGGAAGACUACCGGUGUUGGCUCUAAUAUUGAACACAAGUGGGAAUACGUUACAUUCGACGCUAUCAAAAUGAGCGUAUAAUUAAUGAUUGCUAUUGUAUUAUGAAUUUCGUAUUUUUAAUAAGAAUAUAUUUUUAUAAAAUGGUCUAAUUAUACCUUCGUGC